UUCAGUGCUUCAGUGAUACUGCGUGUCAGCGGUGGACAACGGUGCAAAAAUAAGCUCUAGCCGUAAACGGUGACAGCAGUCCAUAUAUCUUUAAAAGUGACAGAGGAGGGAGGUGAAUUUAAGUAGCCAGAAUUCCGCAUCCUUCGUCGGGCUGCGUCGGAGCGUCCCACCGGAGGAACUUAACGUUACGCACAUUGUUGCGGUCCCUGUGUAAAAAGCAGCAGCAGCAGCCUUCCCUUUGGACUUCGAUGUCAAGUCUGACGUUUUCUGAACUUGACGGGCGCGCGUUUGUUGUGUGAAGGACUCUUCUGCGACGUGAGAAAAAGUUCUAGCUUUCUUCACAUGAAAGCUUCAACUCUAUUGCCUCCGGUUAUACGGAACUUCAAACAAGGAGGUGAAGAAGGAUAUUUGAAAUCUCUGUUACGCAAAGGACGAUUUCUCUGAAACCACAUGUCAUCUUUAACGCGGUGAAGCGAAGACGAGUCAGGUUGGUGGUUUUGAAUGCACGAGUCUCAAGUUUCUGACGCCCUGGCCAGUGAUAUUAACGCGUGAAUUUGACCUGGGAUAAGUUGUCAACAAGAGGCAAACUGGCAGGUGUAUAAGUACAUUUACAUGCAUGGGCAUACUUAUAUCUCGCUGCACUAUAAAUAGAAGCUCGUGCUUAUGUAUUAAACGCUGGGCACUCAUCUUCAGUCGUUUUCAUCGCAAUCCCAGCGAAACCCACGCGUGUCGCUUUGGCUGUUAGGGUUGGUGUCGUCGCAUGGACUAACAUGGCCACCGAUCUCGCCAUGAGCGCAGAUUUGCCCAACAGCCCCCUGGCUAUAGAAUAUGUCAACGACUUCGACCUCAUGAAGUUUGAAGUCAAGAAAGAGCCUCCCGAGGCCGAACGCUAUUGCCACCGCCUGCCCCCGGGCUCGCUAUCCUCCACCCCAAUCAGCACACCCUGCUCCUCGGUGCCUUCCUCGCCCAGUUUCUGUGCCCCCAGUCCCGGAUCGCAGCCUGUGCAGAACCUCGGAAAUGGCGUCAGCAACAACAACAACAACAACCACCAAGGCUCCUCGGGCAAACCUCAGCUGGAAGAUCUCUACUGGAUUCCCAACUACCAGCAUCACAUCAGUCCAGAGGCCCUCAACCUGACGCCCGAGGACGCGGUGGAAGCGCUCAUCGGUAACGCGCACCACCACCACCAUCACCACCAGCCAUACGAGGGAUAUCGCGGUCAGCAGUACGUCGGAGAAGACCUCUCAGCGGCCACGAACGGGCACCACCACCCGAUGCACCACCACCAACAUCACCACCACGGCCACCACGCGCACGCGCGCAUCGAGGACCGCUUCUCGGACGAGCAGCUGGUGAGCAUGACGGUGCGCGAGCUCAACCGGCAACUGAGAGGCUUCAGCAAAGAAGAGGUGAUCCGUCUCAAGCAGAAACGGCGAACCUUGAAGAACCGCGGGUAUGCGCAGUCGUGCCGCUACAAGCGCGUGCAGCAGCGCCACAUGCUCGAGAGCGAAAAGUGCACGCUGCAGAGCCAGGUGGAGCAACUCAAGCAAGACGUGGCGCGUCUGAUCAAAGAGCGGGACCUGUACAAGGAGAAGUACGAGAAGCUCGCGAGCCGAACCUUUAACGGCGGAGGCGGCACCACUCGGGACCCGUCCAACGGCACUCACGGCAAAACCACUUCCACGGAAUUCUUCAUGUGAGAGUGAUUCUUCUUAAAGACUUCUUCCGCACCAACGUAUUCGUUUUUUAAAACCUUAAUUUUUAUGAUUUUCAGUGUGAAUUUUAUUUGCAGUUCUUAAAUACUCAGUGUCCACUUUAGAACAUACACUCUUGAAAAUAAAGGUCUGAUGCCAUAUAGGGAACU
Messenger RNA from Carassius carassius (crucian carp), 1864 nucleotides. RefSeq names its product MAF bZIP transcription factor Aa (gene mafaa). Lineage: Eukaryota; Metazoa; Chordata; Actinopteri; Cypriniformes; Cyprinidae. The transcript has a single exon. Gene Ontology annotation, molecular function: RNA polymerase II cis-regulatory region sequence-specific DNA binding; DNA-binding transcription factor activity, RNA polymerase II-specific. Gene Ontology annotation, cellular component: nucleus. The coding region runs from base 771 to 1700 and encodes 309 amino acids. The record is from RefSeq and is a predicted model, not a curated record. Gene Ontology annotation, biological process: regulation of transcription by RNA polymerase II.